Messenger RNA from Musa acuminata subsp. malaccensis (wild Malaysian banana), 2226 nucleotides. Its product is annotated as two-component response regulator ORR26. Gene Ontology annotation, molecular function: DNA binding. The record is from RefSeq and is a predicted model, not a curated record. Lineage: Eukaryota; Viridiplantae; Streptophyta; Magnoliopsida; Zingiberales; Musaceae. Gene Ontology annotation, biological process: cytokinin-activated signaling pathway; phosphorelay signal transduction system.
CGCCAUUAUUCGGUACAAAAGGCUCUCCACUUUGGACCCUCCCUUUUUCUAUCAGAGUGAUCGAAGUGUGCCACAGGAAGACUCCCACUCUCCUUUUCCUCCUCCCUCAACCAAACACAUCCCCAAAAGUCCAAGCCCUUCUUCCUCGCGGAGAACUGCCGUAGGAAUCGAUGGAACGUCCACUGUUGUCCGCUCGAGCUGAAGCUUUCCCGGCUGGCCUUCGGGUGCUGGUUGUUGAUGACGAUCCCACCUGGUUAAAAAUUCUUGAGAAGAUGCUCAGGAAGUGCUCCUAUGAAGUUACUACAUGCAGUUUAGCAACUGAUGCUCUGAGCAUGCUUCGUGAACGAAAAGAUAAAUUUGACAUUGUAAUCAGUGAUGUCAAUAUGCCUGACAUGGAUGGCUUCAAGCUUCUUGAGCAUGUUGGACUUGAAAUGGAUUUGCCUGUAAUAAUGAUGUCUAUUGAUGGGGAGACAAGUAGGGUGAUGAAAGGUGUUCAACAUGGCGCUUGUGACUAUCUUCUUAAGCCUGUCAGAAUGAAGGAGCUAAAGAAUAUAUGGCAACAUGUUUACAGGAAGAAAAUGCAUGAGUUGAAAGAAAUACAAACUCAUUACAACAAUGAGGAUAUCAACAUUCUAAGAUACGGAUCUGAAGAUCUUGAUGACAGAAAUUUGACAGAUGGAAUAACCAACAUCAGCUCUGCGAGGAAAAGGAAGGAUGUAGACUAUAAAGAAUUUGGUGAUCAAGAGUUCGGUGAUUCUUCUAGGCUUAAGAAAGCAAGAGUUGUUUGGUCUGUGGAUCUUCAUCAGAAAUUUGUGAAUGCUGUUAAUCAGAUUGGACUUGACAAGGUUGGGCCAAAGAAGAUACUUGACUUGAUGAAUGUCCCUGGGCUAACAAGAGAAAAUGUUGCCAGCCAUCUUCAGAAGUAUCGACUUUAUUUGAGUAGACUACAAAAGCAGAGCGAAGACAGCACUUCAGGUGGAAAUAUGCCUUCUGAUCUCGUAAACAAUGACAAUGUGGCAAAUUUUGAGCUCACAAGCUCAACAAACAUGCAACAAUGUAGCGAACACACUAAAUUUGUAGGGACAAGUGAGAAUUUGGUUCAAGGGAUUAUUGAUGAUGCUCAUAUCGGUGAUAUAAAGAAAAUAGUGCCUGUGCAAGUGAUUGAAAGUGAGAAAGGUCUGAUCAGUGAUAUUCCCAGCUCGCAGAAUGUCAACAGUGUCCCUCAGUUAAGUGCAUUGUUUUCUUUCAAAGGCAUGACACCAGGUGUUGAGGAAAAGGCACGCGAACCUACAACACCAAAGCACCAGACUUUGCAUGAUGGAGCUCCAAGGAUGCAAUUCAUGCACUACCCAGGCCAAGGAAACUGCACCAUGUUGGAUGACUACUCGUAUUUGUCGAGUUCUGAUCAAGAUCAUCAGGUUUCUUUUAGUCUUUCUUCAUCCUCCCCAGUCAUCUCAGCCACUGUCAGUAACGAGAAGGAUAUGAAAGAUCUGAGUGAAAUGAAACCAGUCCCAACAGAUCAAAGAAAUGCCCACUUUGCUGUCAUACCUCCAGUAGCAUGCAUGACUGGUUCAGUAUCUCUUCAGAUCAAGCAUGGAAUGGUACACUCUCAAGAUGCUGGAGCAAUUUGCAAAUUAGAUGGAUCACCAAACACAAAAGGCUUUUCCACUGAACAGAUAGACAACCAAGAAUGUUUACCUCUAACAUGCGAGUUCAGUCCUAAAAGUGAGGCAGAAUUAGACUCAUUGCCUGCUGAUUUGCAUCUAUGUUCUAUCCAAAAGUUUGGCUGCUUUGAGGAUGUGGGUUUUGGUGGCGCAGAGAAUUUUCAAGACAUCAUUUCAACACCAGAUACUCAAGUUCAAAAUGAUUGGUACAUCAGUUCCGAACUCAGCAGUGACUACUUGUAUGAGACAGUGGAUUAUCCACUAAUUGAUGAAUGCUUAUUUGCGUAGUCACUCUUCAAACAUUUUCUUUAGAAGAUGCAUGCUACUCUUAUAUCCAUAUUUAGUGCCGAUGCUGGAGCAUAUGCAAUAUGGCAACAGAUUCUGAUGGAGCACUUUGGAAACUGAUGUGACUUAAAUAUUUGUGGUUAGGAUGUACUUUGAAAGGAAUCAUAAUAAUGUAUGUUUGAGAAUUAUGUAAAGGAUGUUAAGAAACAUGCUGCUGCACUAAUGUUUUCCUAUUGCACAAACAGUGAAUGUUACUUUUUCUCUGUCGGUACACACG